Molecule: messenger RNA, 3918 nt
Organism: Hydatigera taeniaeformis
Lineage: Eukaryota; Metazoa; Platyhelminthes; Cestoda; Cyclophyllidea; Taeniidae
Source: the annotation of a GenBank genome assembly
AUGCUCUCUAGACACAAAAGUCGCGUUCACGUUCCGGUGAGCAGUUCGAGUUCACUGAUAUUGGAUGUAUCUGAGGAGCAAUUUGCUACUGAACUGGCCAAACUCCGGGGUAUUCCUAGGUCCUUGCUUAAUUCACGGCCAAGGCUGAAUGGGCAUCCAGUUAAUCUAGUGAAGCUGUACAAUGAAGUCGCUUUACGUGGUGGAUCCAAAAAGGUGACUUCUUUGUCCCUCUGGGAUGAGGUCGCUGGUGCCAUUUCUCUGCAGCGGGACUGUGUCAACAUUGGUCAGGCUGUAAAAAAUGUCUUUCAAAACUAUCUGGAAGUCUUUGAGCGCGUUCAUCGCAGUCUGGAUGGGCAGUCUAGCGCGGAAGUGUCACAGGUCUUGGAAAUCGAUCUCGCCAACGAUUCUCUCAAUCUCCAAGUGGUUGAAAAUCACCUUCGUCACCGCUGGAAUUUAAGCACCGAUCUCAUCGAAUCCGUUGAAUACCGAGCUCUCUUGCUAGCUCUGGAGUCGGGCUUGCCGAACGAGCUAGACUACGCAAUAAACACCAUCCUCCUCAUAUCGUCUCAACGAAACGGUUUUGACUUAGCUCGUUGUCCUGAAAUCCUUCCUCUUAUGCUUUCUGCUGUGGGAAUUUAUUCCACCGGUAUUCAUUGGGGAUUCCUUUCAGAUGAACACCUGCCGAACCGUCCUGACGAGUUUCCUUAUUCUUGUCCCUUGACCUUCCGCGACACCAUGACUUAUCACGAUGUGGAGGGUUUCCGCGUGCAGUUGGUGGCCAUGGUGUUGCGAAAUCUUGUGGUAACGCCCUCCGGUAACUCCGUGAUCCUCAGUCAGGAGCCCGACGUACUCCGUUUUGUCUGUUUAUGCAUUUACUCCUCUCACACUGCCCUGCGCCAACUCGGAUUAGACACUCUUGCCUACCUCCACUUUCCGGUCAUUGGCCCACUUUCUGACGUCUUGUCCCAUCUCCUUCCUGAUCUCCUCUCUUCCCAAGAUAGAGUUGACACCACCAGAGGGCUUAUGAUAAUUCGACACCUGUGUGAAUCUCCAGUGCAGUCCCAUCAGGGUAAUCCAGGGAGUAUGCACAAUUACCUGAUCGAGGCAUCCUCCAGAAAUAUCGAUUUUCUCACUCAUUCGCUGCCUCGGCGUGUGAUUGGUCUAGUCCUCCAAUUGGCCUGCCUCUGUGACCUUCACAUGCUUGUGUUGGCUCUUGACGCACUCUUCGCUCUCUCGGCGCAGGGCCCAACGCUCUGCGAUACUCUUCUCAGUGAGAGACAUCGAUUUAUCUCCACCCUUGUUGGCUUCCUUACCUUCGAGGCACAGUCCCUCGGUUCUGACGGUCUCAUCCGGAUUCGAGUUAUGCAGGUGCCGGGCCCUACUUUAACCACUACUGGUUCCGCCAAUGCGCCCAACAUAUCUCAGCCUAAUCCGACAAGACGUAUCAUGGAGAAGCCUGUCGCACCCACAAUGCCUCCACUGACGCCUGUGAAAAAGGAUCCACACCCUACAAUUGCCUCGUGUCUCCUUCUGAGCCCAGCGCCGCAGCCCCAUGCCGGAUGCUACGCCGUUCCGGUGCCAACUACGGGUGUUACCACAUCUGCGGUAAAAUCGUCUCCCCUUCCGCCAUUACUAACACAAACAGCGCAGGAUCCCCCAGUCCCACUGCCCACUUCCACAACCAAGGCCAGCAUUUCCAUUACGUCACCAACGCCUUUAAUCGAGGCUGUUGAUUCCAAGCCACAGUCGACGGCGAUGGUGAUAACGCAGGUGCCGACUCAGCAAAACCCCGUUGUUUCUCGGCCUCAGGUCCUGCCUAUGAUGGCCACGACUCCUAAACCUGCUGUUGUCCUUCCAUCCACGACCAAUGGGAGGCAGCAACUGCAGCAGCAAGCGGUAGCAGUAGAGCGAAAGACCAAUUCUUCUCCGACUUCACAUCAGCAACAACUGCGUACGCCUCUUCUGUCGUCUUCCUCUACUUCUUCCCUAUCUUCCUCCCUCGUUAAUACCCUUCCUAAGCCGUAUCCAGACGCACCCACAGACAAACGCGAGUUUGCAGUGUUUUGGCUCAAUAAAAACUACGAGGUUCACCCGCAGUCGAGCUUUCCACGAGUUCAAAUCUAUGCUGACUAUCAGAAAGCCCAUCAAGCUCAAUUUGGAUCUUCAUCUGGCGGGGCACUCUCUGCAGGCGACUUCCAUUCUAUGAUCAAGAUGGUGUUUCCUCCGGUCGAUCAAGUAAAGGUCCUCGUUCCAAACGGAAACGUUGAGAUCCACUACAACAAGCUCAAGCAUGUCGAUGCACCCGAGCCAGUUGAGCAAACUCUUGGUGUUCAGCACAUGUUGGGAACGUGCCUGGCAAGUCAGAAUUCCGAUGGAAAGAGUCUUACCCACCGAAUGACAGCUUCCGUUUCCUCGAAGUCGACUCGGAAACGCAGUGCGGUCAAUCUAAUAGAGGGUCCAGCGGCGGAGGCAGCCGCUGGCAUGAAGCAAUUGCGUCUCGUGGAGGACGCAGUCAAAGCAAACGGAGGGGCUGGAGGGACACUGACUAGCACUACUUUCGUCAACGGUACUGGUGCGCAUCCCAUCAAGCUUCUCGCCACCAACGCUGCUACUUUUGUCGAUGGUCUUAUCCCCGCCUCAUCCAACGGUCCCAUCGAACUCACCACUAAUGGUAUACACCUCCAACAGCCGGUGAUAGCAGCUUCUGCAAUAGUCUUUCCCAGCAUUGACGGGAAGCGCGUGUUGAACGGUUUUGGAAGUUCUGGUGGUGGAAGCAGCGGUAGCUCGGUUAGUGGAAGCGUGGCCAUGGGCGCAGCGGGUCCUACUCUCAUUGACAGCUCACAAGGCGUUCUACAAUUUCGCACCCUCUUGCCCACCACUUCUAAUAAGGUGUCUCCCCAGUGUCGAGCCUCCCUCGUCAUGCAGUCCACCGCGGCAAACGCUACGGCUCCUGGCAUUGUCACUGGCGCUGGUGGCGGUACUGGUACUGAGAUUGCCUCUGCACCUACUUUAACCUGUCUUGGUACUUUCAUGACUACUUCCACCGUGAGUGGAGUGGGUGGAGGAGCCCAACAGGUGUUUGUGUACUCCCUCGCACCUAAUGCGCAACUCUCUAUUGCGCCCACUGCUGCGACUAUUCUACCAGCCGUAGCCCCUGCGCCCACAACAGUACCCGGACCGGGUGCCUCUCAGCAGCCGCAUCAUCAACCCCUUCUUACCGCUGCAACUGUUGCCACAAUACCGCAGCAGACGCGCCUCGCAGCCCCCCCUACAGUCUUCCCUUGCCGCUGGGUGGAUUGUCGAAAAUCCUUCCCUUCUGUCGAUCGCCUCUUCUCCCACGUCUACUCUGCUCACUUCACUCUUAUUAAAGGCCAGCAGGAAACCACUUGUAGGUGGUUGGGCUGCAAAGAGUCCAACACUCGAAGAAGCUCACUGUCACUACUGGAUCACCUCCACGAGCAACACUGCGCUACGCAUUCUUCUGGUUUACCCAGCAAGCUUCUCUCCACUGUCUCGACAAGCAGUGUCACAGCGGAGUCGGAGGGACCAAUUUUGACCUCUCUGACCACAAUGAAACCUUCUCUCAGUGCGACGAGGGCUGUGGUAGCCGACUGUGAGUUUCGGCAGGCCCUUCAGGCUGACUUCUUGCCAACCACGUCUGAGGUUAUGCGAGAGGGACCUGUUACUAAGCACGUUCGUCUCACCGCUGCUCUGAUCCUUCAAAAUUUGAUAACUUACUCAUCUGCUGCUCGAAGACAGCUGAGGGCCUACGAGGCAUUAUUGUGUGAAAUGGCUCUCUCAGGGACAGAAGCCUCGAGCACGCUAACCAAAUGCCUCGCUAUCCUCUCUGCCUCACCGUCGAAUGAGGACGGUGAGGCGGAGAAUGUCCUCCCCUUUUCACCGCACAACCUCAGGUAG